This is a messenger RNA of Annulohypoxylon maeteangense, 4788 nucleotides long. RefSeq lists its product as uncharacterized. Gene Ontology annotation, molecular function: guanyl-nucleotide exchange factor activity. Gene Ontology annotation, biological process: regulation of ARF protein signal transduction. Lineage: Eukaryota; Fungi; Ascomycota; Sordariomycetes; Xylariales; Hypoxylaceae. The record is from RefSeq and is a predicted model, not a curated record. Bases 212 to 4522 code for a protein of 1436 amino acids. The transcript has 2 exons.
CCAUCUACUAAUAUUUCGUCUUCUCUCGCCGCCCUCUCUUCGCAACCCCCUUCGCAACCCCCUUCGCAACCCUCAUCGGAACAAUGGGCCUUGACAGUUGCAAUUCUUGACGUGAUGACCAUCGGUUGUUGUUGCUAGGUAUAUGCCCCAUCGCAAGUUGGAUUCCUAGCUAGUCCCAUUUUUAGACGGAGACCACCCAUCGUCUAUCACAAUGCCUUUUCUACGCCGUCGCGGCGUUAAUGCCAGCGACACCGACAUGAGAAGGCACACGAUUCUCGUUGACCCAGCACCUGUGACUCCUAAGCCGCUUUCGCGUAGGCUUCAACCAGAAGCGUUGCUGAGCCCCGACGCUACCGCGAAGAACGGAGAAGAAACGACGGAUGGUGCUUCGGGCGAGCAUCGAGAUGGUAACAAGUCCUCCGUCGACACAUUGGCCACAUCUUCGACCUCGAUGUUCCCAAGUAGGGAAAGCGAAGACCCGUAUAGUCGGCCGGAAUCUCCUCCUAUCCAGGACGAAUCGCCGAAACAUCGCAGGUUCAGCAUGCUAAGGUUUCGCAAUGCUUCUGAUUCUCAAUUAUCGGCUCGGUUAAAACAGCAGCAGCAAGCUGAAAAGCUACCUCCUAUGCCACAACCUCCCUCCAUCAUCACGACAGCGCCUACCAUAGAUAUAGAUAUGCAGGCCAAGAAGCAGCCUCGUAUGAAAAUACCUAUACGAAUGCGCCGGUCUAGCGACCUCCCUAGAGGCGACCAAGAGCUCCCACUUAGACUCAUAAAUUCCGUAACGGCUAAGAAGGACAAGAAAAAGCCAUUGUACGAGCGAGCAAUGUCAUCGUCAAGCAAGCAGACAGUGACAUUUGAAGAGCCCACCAAACCUGGGACGUUGAGUACAACGUAUACCAAUACCGAUGACCAGAACACUACCUUGGCUCCUCCGGUCGAACGUUUAUCUGAAUCAUCUAGGUCUGAUAGUAGCCUAAACGAACACGCCAUCCUUACACAACAAGCUGGAUUGAAUCCGACCUCCUUCUUCCGUCUUCGCCGCAAACAGAAACAACCCGAACCACUAUUUCCACUAUCGCAUCUCCCUCAGCGAUCUAAGACGCCCGCUCUACCUGGGACGGCUUCUUCUGUCCCGCGCACAUCAAUUUCUUCUCGUCCUUCUAAUGCCACGACCGAAUUUUCCCGCCCAUCUACCGGACACGAUGGUUCAACGCCAUUAGCUUCUCCUUCUCACUUUGCGGGAUACCCUGGGAAGCAUUCAGGGUCUCCAGCCACGGCAUUGUUCAGACCUACAUCUAGGAACUCUGGGCAGUCAUCCCCAACAAGGGUACAUCUGACCCUGAGGGGAAGAUCUUCUACAAUGAGCUCCCUCGGCGAGAGCUUCAUUGACGAUCGCCAAACCCCGGGAACCACCCGAACUUCGUCGUCUACCGGCCGGAAAAGUUUCGGUGAUCUUUUGGGUCUCAGCCGGAUACGACAAAAUCCUGAUAGCCUGCGGCAUGGGAGUUUAACACCGGCGACACCAGGUUCCAAUACUUCGAAGAACAACUCGCUUCAGAUAAACAGGGAGCCGAUUAUUCUACCUGAGCGCCGGGAAGACGAUACCCCGGCCAAAUACCUAGCGCGUAUAGAGGAGGUGCUCAGCCGAGGAGUCAUCGCUAGUGCUCUAUCUAAAGAGAACGAUCCAUUUUCCGCAGCGGUACUGCGGAGUUACAUGCGUACCUUCAGCUUUUUUGAAGAACCUAUGGAUAUGGCUAUCCGUAAACUUCUAAUGGAAGCCGAACUCCCCAAGGAAACACAGCAGAUCGAUCGUUGCUUGCAAGCCUUCGCAAAUCGCUACCACGAAUGCAAUCCCGGGAUCUACUCUACUCCAGAUCAAGCGUAUUUUAUAGCAUUUUCCCUUCUUAUAUUACACACCGACGUAUUCAACAAGAACAACAAGUACAAGAUGCAGAAGGCUGAUUAUCUGAAAAAUACUCACGGUGAAGGUAUUUUUGAUGAUAUACUCGAAUGCUUCUAUGACAAUAUUAGCUAUACUCCGUUUAUUCACGUUGAAGAUGAUCUUGCUCUGAGCGGUGAACGAGCCGGUAGCUUGAGGUCGAAGAAGAAAAACAUAUUUCCCAACACUACGACGGAGACGCUCCGAAGGUCGAAAGAUCCGAUUGAUCCAUAUACAUUGAUUAUAGAUGGGCGACUAGAUACCCUUCGACCGCCGCUGAAGGACCAGAUCCCGUUAGAGGAACAUUAUAGUUAUCUAGGCACUGCUAACGAAUUAAACUUGAAAGAGCUGCAAACUACGUUCUUCAAGACUGGGGUUCUUCAGAUCGUAUCCGCACGAUCCCGCCCUGACGCUUUCAUGACGGAGAAGACGGCAAAUAACCCCCAAGAAGCCCAUCCCGGUAUCGUGGAUAUCAAGGUCACAAAAGUCGGCCUGUUAUGGCGCAAAGACCCUAAGAAAAAGAAGACGCGAUCACCAUGGCAGGAAUGGGGAGCAAUUUUGACGGGUGCUCAAUUAUACUUCUUUCGCAAUACAGCAUGGAUCAAGAACUUGAUGCAUCAGUACGAGAUGCACGUCAGGUCGGGGCAUGAUGGUAUCCCACUAAUCUUCAACCCGCCAAUUGAACAGUUUAAACCUGACGCUCUAAUGUCAACCCACGGCGCAGUCGCUCUGUGGGACAACAGUUAUAAAAAGCACAAGAACUCCUUUAUAUACGUCAGGCAUGGUGGACUAGAAGAAGUACUGCUUGCUCAGAACGAGGAGGAUAGAAAUGAUUGGCUUGCCAAACUGAACUACGCUGCCGCUUUCAGGACAUCCGGCGUCCGAAUGCGAGGGGUCGUAGGUGGCAAUUACGAAGGCCAGAGUCGGCGUGCCAUUAGGAGAUUAGACAGCACCGACGCGACGCAGUUGAUUCAAACUCCUAGCGGGGAAGUUAGCAUCAAUCGGGGCCGAAUCGAUCACCAGAUGGCUCGUGACAUCCUCGUUGCUCGUCGUGAAAUAAUACGUAACAAGAUUGACGAGGCUGACGAGAAACUUCAACUUGCGUAUAAACUCCUUGAGACGCAGUUGAGAAAUGCUAGGCAUCUAUUAAUCUUGGCCCCAAUCCAAGACAAAACCAGGGACCAGGUUCGAGGAGGUGCUGCCAAGAUCAUCGCCCAGCUAAAGUGGUCUCGAACCGAAAUUUGGAGACUAAAAUGUCACCGUGACAUUCUAGCUCUGGAUCUUGAGGAAGAAAAAGAGGUCAAUGGUGAGCUGGAUGAGGAUGGGUUCGAAAUCAAUCCAUCCGCCGAGAGGCCAUUUUCUGCAGACAAGGACUCCCGGGCGAGCUCUCAUAAAUUUCAACAACAGGACCCGCGAUCUCCAGCCCCGCUUUCGUUAGCCCAGUCAUCGGCGUCUGUGAACCAGAUGGAUGGAGACUCGCCAGAAAUGGAAGACUUUCAAACGCCGCCAACCAGUGCCGUUGAUCCGCUAUUCCACAACGCUCAACCUUCACGAGAUGUACCCCCCGUCGGUUACGAUCAUCUCGGCACUAGAAAAACAUCGGUCUCGAGCGCUGCUUCGUCGUCAAAACCAGCUGCAAUAUCUACCCCGCCCCGAAAAGCGUCAAGCCCCAUCAUUGGACAAGACAAAGAUGCAAUCGACGAACAAAGUGAAGAUGACGAGGGCGAGCGUCAAGUCCUUGAGCAGGCAGGCCUUUUUGAGAUGGAAUCCGUCCGUUCAUCUGGUCAUAAGCGUAGUUCUUCCGGCAAAGCUCACGAUGAUAGUCCCGAUCGACCUAUACGCGCAAGCGUCCCGGCUUUAGACAAGGAUGGGCUUGAUCGAAGCAAGAUGCGCCGCAGCCUCCAACGAACACUCAGAGAUGGCGCGGGCCACCUAUCACAUCACCGCAGCAGAAAAGGCAAGGAUUCCGCAUCGAGUGGCGGCAUGUCGGACGAAACCGUUCGGGAAAAUGAGGUAUUAACUCGUGGCACUGGGAGCUUUACCGUACAUGGUAAGAAGGCAUCUGUCAUCAACUUUGGCAGCGAACUGCAAAGUAUGUCAACCGACGAUCGUAUAAGACAACGCAAACAAUCAUACCAGAGCGACGAGCAUGGCCUAGUGUCACCAGCUAGUAUUGACGAUUUCCACUCUCUCCUCGGGGAUGUCCGUGAGCGGUCCGAUCGGCGGGGGUCGGGCGCUAGCGCGAGCACGGCGACGGCUCGGUCUUUCCGUGAGUUGCACCGGAAAUAUUCGUCAUCGAGAGGUCACCGCCUCGCCUCGGGAGGCUUGACAGUCCCAUCCGAUGAGGAUAGCGACGCAGCCGUCAGCUUUUCAGAUGGUCGAAGAUCACCCUUACCACCUCUAGAUGACGAAGACGAAACUCCGGGCAUGGAACCACCGACGCAAGCCCGGUUCUAUACACCCGAACCCCCUAGCUCCCCUACCCAGCAGAAAGCAUCAGAGGUGGCAGAGGAAAACGACGAAGAUGCUUCUCAGGAAAUCGAGCGACUGCCCAGCCCCGUGAUCCAAACAGUCAGCGCGUAGUAUCUGCAGCUGGUCGUUGACCAGGCUGAUGUAGCAAUUAGUUCGGUUGUGAGAGAAAUGAUUUGUUGCCACCAUUGCGUAGGAGUUUUUAGAGAUCGGGUUGGCAGGCAAGCUGGGAAGGCACUCGAAUUGCAAACAUUCAAAGGAGAUGACACAACUUAACAUAAUAUGUACUGGUAGAAGAGGGCGACAAUGCUCGAAGAGAAGAGAUGCUUCAGAACAACCUCACCGGUAUUAGGUACUUUUUCGGUAAGUCCUUAAGGGGU